CGACCGCGAGCCUGGGCGAGUCAGCAGCCGGCAGCGCAGCGGCGGGAACCGCAGCCUGGGGACCCUGGAACCUCCCAGGUGUCACACUCCUCAGUCAGUCCUGCACCUGUGAGUCUGAACUAAGAUCCCUGGAUGGUGAAGAGAGGAGACUGUAGCAAAGGAUCCAGCUUUUAAUUUUUUGAGAAGAGUGACAAGAAGAAUGAAUGCUUCUCUCAUAAAUGCUCCUCAGGGUCAGUUAACAUUCAAGGAUGUGGCUGUGGACUUCUCACAGGAGGAAUGGGAAAGUCUUGACUGUGCUCAGAGGACAUUGUACAUGGAUGUGAUGUUGGAGAAUUACAACAAUCUGCUUUUUGUGGAGAAUCAUGUCAUGUGCCAUAAAUAUGAGAACAUCUUAGAUCAAGACCUACAACAUAUUGUCCACGAGCAUGUGAAUAUCCAAGUGAAGUCUUAUAAAUGUCAUGAGCUUGUUAAAAUCAUUCAUGAAUCCACCCAAAGUGCACCUUAUAAAACUAACAUCAGGGAUACAUCGGUUGAAUCAUCAAACGUAAGCAGGCUUGAAACUGGAAACAACAGAGAACCUUGCAAAUAUAAAUACCCUGUAAACUGUUUAAAUUCCUGCUCUACCAUUAGUUUAAUUCAGGGAAUCCACAGAGGAAAGAAAGAAUACAAUGGUACAGAACUUGAUAAGGAUUUUGACUCUAAACAAAAACUAAUUCAGAAACAAACCAAUAAUAGAAAGAAACCGUACAAAUGUAAUGACUGUGCCAAAUGUUUCACCAAGAAAUGCAAACUUACACAACAUCAGACAAUUCAUACUGGAGAGAAGCCUUACAAAUGUAGUGAGUGUGACAAAUACUUUACCCAAAAAUACAGUCUUAUUAUUCAUCACAGAAAUCACACAGGAAAGAAACCUUACAGAUGUAGUGAAUGUAACAAAUGCUUCACCCACAAAGGCUAUCUUGGAAAACAUCAGAGAAUUCAUACAGGAAAGAGACCUUACAAAUGCAGUGAAUGUGACAAAUGCUUCACCCAAGUUGGUGAUCUUAGAAAACAUCAGAGAAUUCAUACAGGAGAAAAACCUUACAAAUGCAAUGAAUGUGACAAAUGCUUUAGCUACAAAAGUGGCCUUAGAAGUCAUCAGAUUAUCCACACAGGAGAGAAACCUUACAAAUGUAGUGAAUGUGACAAAUGCUUUACCCACAAAGGCGAUCUCAGAAGACAUCAGAGUAUUCAUACGGGAGAAAAACCUUACAAAUGUAGUGAGUGUGACAAAGGCUUUACCCAAAAAUGCAGUCUCAUCAUUCAUCAGAUAAUUCAUACAGGAGAUAAAGGUUACAAAUGUAGUAAAUGUGACAAAUCCUUUACCCUCAAAAGUGAUCUUAUUAUUCAUCAGAGAAUUCACACAGGAGAAAAACUUUACAGAUGUAUUGAAUGUGACAAAUACUUUACCAAGAAAUAUCGUCUUAGAAUUCAUCAGAGAGUACAUUCAGGAGAGAAACCUUACAAAUGUAGUGAAUGUGACAAGUGUUUUACCCUGAAAGGCAAUCUUAGAAUUCAUGAGCGAAUUCAUACAGGAGAGAAACCUUAUAAAUGUAGUGAGUGUGACAAAUUCUUUACUCAAAAAUGCAGUCUUAUUAUUCAUCAGAGAAUUCACGCAGGAGAAAAACCCUACAAAUGUAAUGAAUGUGACAAAUGCUUUACCCGCAAAAGCAGUCUUCGUAUUCAUCAGAGAAUUCAUCUAGGAGAGAAACUUUACAAAUGCUGUGAAUGUGACAAAUGCUUUACUGACAAAUAUUGUCUUAGAAGUCAUCAGAGAAUACAUUCCGGAAAUCAACCUUAUAAAUGUAGUGAAUGUGACAAAUGUUUUACCCUGAAAGCCAGGCUCAGCAGUCAUCAGAAAAUUCAUACAGAUAAGAAACCUUACAAAUGUAGUGAAUGUGCCAAAUACUUUACCCAAAAAGGCAGUCUUAUUAUUCAUCAAAGAAUUCAUACAGGAGAGAAACCUUACAAAUGUAGUGAAUGUGAUAAAUGCUUUACCCGCAAAAGCAGUCUUAAUAUUCAUCAGAGAGUUCAUACAGGAGAGAAGCCUUACAAAUGUAGUGAAUGUGACAAAUGCUUUUCCCACAAAGGCGAUCUUAGAAAACAUCAGAGAAUUCAUACAAGAGAAAAACCGUUACAAAUAUGAAUGUGACAUAUGAUUUCCCCCAAAAUUCAGUCUUCUUAUUCAUCAGAGAUUUCAUACAGGAGAGAAGUCUUUCAAAUGUAAUGAAUGUGACAAAUACUUUACCUGCAAAAGUAGUCUUAGAAUUCAUCAGAGAAUUCAUGCAGGAGAAAAACCUUAAAAAUAUAGUGAAUGUGAUGAAUUCUUUAGCCAGAAACAAUCUUAGCACUCAUCAGAGAAUGCAUACAGUAGAUAAACUUAACAAAUGAAGUGAAUGAGAAAAACCAUUCCCAAGGAAUAUCAUAUUUGAAUUUAUCAGAGAAUACUUAUAAGAGAGUACUUAUAAAUGUAUUAAAUGUACAAACUGUUUACUGUUGGUUCAUCAAAGAACACAUACAGGACAAAAACCUUAGACAUGUAUGAGGAUAGAUCUUUAUCCAAAUAUCAGAUCAAAGAAAAUAUCUGGAAAUUUAUAGUCAGAAAAACGUGUCCACUGGAAAAAAUGGGGCAUGUGCUUUAUCCAAGCUGUAUCAUUUCCAACACUUGAGGCUCCACACUGAAGAAUUACUUAUUAUGUAUAUGAGAAAUUUGUGAAGAGAUUAAUGCUCAAAUCUUAGAAACUAUCCAGGGUUUAUUCUGGGAGAAACUGAAAAUGUUACAAUGAAGGAAA
Messenger RNA from Arvicanthis niloticus (Nile rat), 2831 nucleotides. The record is from RefSeq and is a predicted model, not a curated record. NCBI's taxonomy places the organism in Eukaryota, Metazoa, Chordata, Mammalia, Rodentia, Muridae.